Messenger RNA from Lolium perenne, 859 nucleotides. Its product is annotated as protein MIZU-KUSSEI 1-like. Lineage: Eukaryota; Viridiplantae; Streptophyta; Magnoliopsida; Poales; Poaceae. The record is from RefSeq and is a predicted model, not a curated record. Gene Ontology annotation, biological process: hydrotropism.
AUGCCGCCGGCUGUCGUGCCCGUCGGCGAAGACGGCGGCGGAGAAAAACAGCAGGCCGCGCCCCGCAGCUGCCAUGUCGCGUGGUCGGCGUGGUGGUCCCGCGUCGGCCGGUGCCUCCUCGCCUCCACGCUCCAGCCGUGCCACGCUGCGCUGGGCCUCUCCCCGGCGGCGCCCUCCUCCCCGGCCGUCGUCCGUGGCACGCUCUUCCUCCCCUCCACCGGCGACCGCCGCGUCCGCCUCUUCCUUCACGAGCACGCGGCGCCCGUGGAGUCCGCGGUGCCGGCGCCGCUCCUCGUCCUCGACCUGCCGGCCGGCCUCGCGGGCACGGACAUCGCCGCCGCCGGCAGGAUCGUGCUGGAGUGCCAGCGAGAGUGGGCCGGAAGCGGAGGCGCUCUCCUCGAGUCGCCCAAGUGGCUGGUGUACUGCAACGGCGGGCGCGCGGGGUUCGCAACGAGGCGGGAGGCGCCGUCGGACGCGGAGGGGUGGGCGAUGGAGAAGCUCUGGGCCGUGACGGCCGGCGCGGGGUGGCUGCCCGGCGGAGGGGUGGAGUACCUGCGUGGCAGGUUUGAGAGGAUCGUUGGAUCGUCCGAUGCGGAGUCGUUCCACCUCGUGGAGCCUAUCGGAUGGUUGGGAGUGCAUGGCGACGGCGGCCUUAGCAUCUUCUUCCAUCGGAUUUAAUCGGAGUAUUUACAUUGAGUUGUUGUUGCAUAGCUGCAGGCGUCAGCAUGUUACCAUGUACUCGUAGAAACAAAAUCUACGAACGCUUCUUUCCAUUUCGAUUCCGCUGUUAGAAACAAAAUAUACAAGAAGAGACAGUACCAAAUUGAAGGGUACUAGAGAUGAUCAGGCUGGGAGCUGC